GAGUGUAGACGUGUUUCCGUAUUAAAGAAAAGUUUUAAUAUGUUUACGAUUCAUCAGUGUUUACAAACAGUGAUUUAGUGACUGAAUUGUUUACUAUGAUAUACUAAGUUAAUGUUUCGUUGCUGUGACACGUUGCAAUGGCUCGGAUAAUUUUCUUUAUGCUGUUUGGUGUGUGGCUGGUGGCUGCAGAUCAGGAGACUGAAGGUGGAAAAUGUGAGAGGAUCAAGCUGCCCCUCUGUCAAGAUUUGGGAUACAAUUGGACUGCCAUGCCAAACCUCAUGGGACAUAAAGAUCAGAAAGAGGCUGAAGAUGCGAUGGUGAUGUUCGCCGGCAUCCUCACGAGCGGUUGUUCGCCGCACGCCCGCUUCCUCCUGUGCUCGGCGUUCGCGCCGCUAUGCUCGGAGCAGGUGUCGGGGUCGGUGAGCGCGUGCCGGGCGCUGUGCGAGUCCGUGUCCGACGAGUGCGCGGAGCGACUGCGCGCGCUGCCGCCGCGCCUCGCCCUCGACUGCGCGGCGUUCCCGCGGCGCGCCGACCGCCGCCUGUGCAUGCGUCCACCGAACGCGAGCGAGCUCGAGCCGGAGCCGCCGCCGCCGCCGCGCUGGCCGUUCCGCGACCCCGAGCUCGGCGACCACGGCUGCCCGCCGGCGCACACGCGCGCGCCCACCGGCGACUGCUGGCCCGCCUGCGGCUCGCCCGCCGCCUACACGCAGCCCGAGAAGCGCACCGCCGAGCUGUGGAUGAUCACGCUCGCCUGGAUUUCGCUGCUGUCGACCACGUUCGCGCUGCUCACUUUCUGCGCGGAGCCGUCGAGGUACCGGUACCCGGAGCGGCCAGUCGUCUGGAUGGCGGCGUGCCACGCGGUCGUCGCGCUAGCCUACGUGACGCGAGGCUGGCUCGGUCCGCGGCCGAUCUCGUGCGCGGGCGCCGCGCUCGCCGUCGACGGGCUCGCGUCGCCGACGUGCGUCGCAUUCUUCGCGCUCACUUACUACUUCACUCUCGCGGCGGACGCGUGGUUCGCGAACGCGUGCGUCGCGUGGUACCUGACGGCGGCGAGCGAGUGGUCGACGGAGGCGCUCGAGCGGGCGGCGGCGUACCUGCACGCGGUAGCCUGGGGCUGGGCGGGCGCGUGGACCGCCGCCGCGCUCGCGCUCCGGCGCGUCACCGCCGACGAACUGACCGGCACGUGCGGCGUGGCGGACGAGGCGGCCGCCGCGCUCGUGGGCGUCCCGCGGGGCGCGCUGCUGGCGGCGGCGGCCGCGCUGGCGGCGGGCGCGGGGCCGGGCAUCGUGCGCGUGCGGCGCGCGCUGGACGCGCGAGGGGCGCGGCGCGUGGGGCGAUUGGCGAUACGCGCAGCGUUGGCGGGCUUGCUGUACCUGGCGCUGGCGGCGCUGGCGGCAGGUGCGGCGCUGGCGGCGGGCGCAGGAGGGGGCGGGCGCUCCCUGGCGGCGGGAGCGUGCGCGGCGGGCGGGGCGGGAGCGGGCGCGUGGGCGUGGUCGCGCAAGUCGGCGGCGGUGUGGCGACGGGCGCUGUGUCCCCCGCGGAAGGCCCCGUGUUGCUCCCCGCCCCUCCUGCGCCCGCCGCACCCUUACUAUAAGAGACCUCUGCCGGUGUCGCGCGUGUGACGAAUCGCGAGUGAAAACUGUUUCAACUAUUUAUGACUACAAACAUUUCGCAGUGAGAUCCCUAGUGUCCUGUUGCCUUCCGUGAAGGCGUUCUCGAUUUGUAAAUAUGUAUGUAAAUAUUGUAAAUGUUGAUUAUAUUCUGUUGACUAUUUAUUGAAUCGUUUCAUUUUCGUACCUAAAAUAUUAACAGCUCGAGUGAGCCGAACGCGCCGCUUAAGCAAAAGGUAAAUUCAAAGUAUCAAAAACUUAUAUAUGUUAAACACUUUUAUUAAUAAAUCGUUAAACAUACGAUAUAAAUUACAGUUACACUUUUCCUGUAGAUACUCUCUAUACAAAACUGAACUUUACUAUGAUACAUAAUGUACAAACUUUACAAUUCAAAACUAUAACCCUUGAAUUAUUUCCAUAUAAAAAAAAAACAUCGAUAUAGUGAAUUACAUUUACAGAACUUCUUUUUGAAAGAAAUGAAUAUAGCACAUAUGAACCAAUAACACAUAAUACACUAGAAUGGCCUGGAAUGUACGAAUCAGAUAAUUGAAUUAGAGCUGUAUGUUACAUAAGAUCGCUAGAUGAUACUAAUCACACAUAUCAGAUUUGAUCUAAACUUGGAAUAGCGAAUAUUAACUUCGCUGCCACAACUUGAUCAUCACACUACAGUUGCCGACAGCCAAAUAAACAAAUGCCUCGUACUACAAUAAACCACAGAUACACAUAAACUAUUAUCAUAAUACAUACGUAUUACAACGUAUUCUGAACCUAACUUUGAAAAUUA
Messenger RNA from Diatraea saccharalis (sugarcane borer), 2394 nucleotides. The record is from the annotation of a GenBank genome assembly. Lineage: Eukaryota; Metazoa; Arthropoda; Insecta; Lepidoptera; Crambidae.